AUGAAUACACAAUUGGCAAUUCCUCCAAAGUUGGUUUCAUCCGAGACUGGGAUUAACGUACCAGAAAACAACAUAUCUGUAAAUGACAGUUUUGUGGACAGUACUUUUUCAAGAUGGCGGACAAGAGAUCCGAAUGGCGACAUGCUGACGGUUGAAUCCUUUGGGCGCUUGGGUAAUCUCAUGUUUGAGUAUGCUUCUCUGCUCGGUAUAGCUUUCCGUAACGGGAAGAGGCCGUUUAUCAACCCGGAUAAUACCUUAAACACAGUGUUCAAUCUGUCUUUCGUUGAAAAUUGGGAUACGAAAUAUUGGCUUCACAUUUCUGAAAGAAAAUAUGCCGGCUAUUCGCCUGAAUUCGAAAAUCUGCCAGCUGGAAAUUAUGUCAUGGGGCACUUUCUCCAAUCCUGGAAGUAUUUUGAACCGUUUAGAGAACAAAUUAUUAAAGAGUUCAGUUUUUCAGAUCUAUAUGAAAUGCUACGGAGAAAGAUAUUUCAUCUUUACACAUCCCCGUUCAAGAAUCGCACAGUGAUAGGACUGCAUGUACGUCGGACUGAUAUGACGGCACAAAACGAACACGGUUAUACCGAAGCCCCAGUUUCGUACAUAUACAAAGCUGUUCAACAUAUGAGGGAGAGGUUUCGUAAUCCAGUGUUCUUGAUAGCCACGGAUGAUAAGGACUGGUGCCGGCGGAAUCUGGACUCUGAAGAUAUGAUCUUGAUGACCACCACGAACCCGUUCGUGGACUUCGGGACUCUGGUUUUGUCUGAUCAUAUGAUAAUGACGGUUGGGACGUUUGGAUGGUGGGCGGCAUGGCUGAUAAAUGGGCACACGGUGUACUAUAAAGAUUAUCCCAAACCCGGAGGGAGGCUGGAAAGUCAGUUCGUGAAAGAAGAUUAUUUUAUGCCGCAUUGGAUUCCUAUGGGCGGAUAA
Molecule: messenger RNA, 927 nt
Organism: Haliotis rubra (blacklip abalone)
Lineage: Eukaryota; Metazoa; Mollusca; Gastropoda; Lepetellida; Haliotidae
Product: galactoside alpha-(1,2)-fucosyltransferase 1-like
Exons: 1
Coding region: 1-927 (308 amino acids)
Biological process (GO): carbohydrate metabolic process
Cellular component (GO): membrane
Molecular function (GO): galactoside 2-alpha-L-fucosyltransferase activity
Source: RefSeq, a predicted model, not a curated record